CACCGUCCACAACUCGAUAAUAGAAGAUGGCAUUUAUUUUACUAUAUCCAGCCGUAGCUGCUCUGGCGCUUUUUAUUGUCGGUGUAAUUAUUGUAAUUUUACGCUUUGGUCCACGGCUUUGUGGUUUACGUCAUCAUGCACUUCCCGACAACCAUGAAUGGGACGAAAAGAGCUAUGAGCACGAGAUCAGUUAUGCAUAGGUGAAACUCAACAAUGCUA
Messenger RNA from Ceratitis capitata (Mediterranean fruit fly), 219 nucleotides. RefSeq lists its product as uncharacterized. The record is from RefSeq and is a predicted model, not a curated record. NCBI's taxonomy places the organism in Eukaryota, Metazoa, Arthropoda, Insecta, Diptera, Tephritidae. Bases 27 to 200 code for a protein of 57 amino acids. The transcript has a single exon.